AUGGUAAGGUGGCUCAAGCUUUUGAUCCAUAGAGUUCAGUGUGUAUGGAUCCUGAUACCGCGAUUCAGAAGUGGCAAGACCCCAGAAACAGAGUGCUCACUCGUCAAACUCAUUCUGAUUUACGAGACAGAGGAACGGACACACCCAAACAUCGCCAAUGCUACUCGUGCUUUCGAUUCAUCAGCUUUCAGCGGGAUUACAACACGCAGUAUCAGAAACCGAAGAUUUCAAGUAAACUGGUCAUCAGGCAGUCUGGAUUCAGCUUUGAGGCACGGAGCGAGGACACGCACCCAGUCAUUUCCAGGAGUCUAUUUCAACACCGGGUUCAGAAGUAGGCAGAUCGCGGAAACAGUCCCUAUGGUGGACAGAGAGAAGACAUGCAAACAUCCCAAGCUUUCUCCCAGGUUUCGAGCCAUGCGCUCUUGUCCAUACAAUUUUCAAUACCAAGAAUCGACAGCAGACAGAUUUCGGGAAGAUGCUUAUGGUGUAAAUUUGAAGGACAGAGAGAAGACACCCAACAUUGUUGAGUAUUUGGAUGGGUUGAACGCGAGUACCAGGAGAGGAGAGACAUGGCCACAAAGACUGUUUGUUUCGAUGGAGAUGCAGAAAGCAUACAGAGAAAGCGCCAUGAGAGAACAUAUACCUACUCUGCCGCAAGUCAAGAGAAGUGAGGAAGAGGGGCAGAACGACAGCGCACAUCGGAACUUCCAUGACACCUUUCGGGCGCAGAAGAGAGCAGCGAGGGGUAGAUUUCAUGAGAGAAUACACAGCCAUCCAACCGAGAUUUCCUUAAUUAGGGGGAGAAGGAGAACACAAGCACAUGCGCGAAACCACAUAGGCAUCUCAAAGGCGGUUUUUGUGCGCAGAAGAACGCAGCGAGAAAGGAGGAGCAGAACACAAGCACACAUGCGAAGCUGGGAAACGGAUUUCGUGCGCAGAAAAGAGCAGCAAGCAACAAGGAGCAAAGGCAAGCACACAUAA
Molecule: messenger RNA, 981 nt
Organism: Boeremia exigua
Lineage: Eukaryota; Fungi; Ascomycota; Dothideomycetes; Pleosporales; Didymellaceae
Exons: 7
Coding region: 1-981 (326 amino acids)
Source: RefSeq, a predicted model, not a curated record